AUGAUUGAAAGUGAAAAUUUACAUCAAGAAGAAAUAAUUAAAGAACUGUGUUUGUGCAAUGGUUUAUCUUAUGAGAUAGUUGGAAAAGAAGGAUCAAAUGCUUCAAAACUGGAGAUGUUUUUCUCAGGGUAUCCCCGUAUAGUUGGAUUAUCAUUAUUUCCUAAUUUAACAAGUCUUACAAUUGUUGCUCAAGAUAUAAAAGAAAUUUCAGGGUUAGAGACUUGUAUUCUGCUUAAAGAACUUUGGAUUGCUGAAUGUUGCAUCGAGAAAAUUGGAGGCCUUCAAGAAUGUAGAAAUUUGGAAAAAUUGUAUUUAUAUUAUAAUAAAAUUUCUAAAAUAGAAAAUUUAGACAGAUUAAUUAAAUUGCAAGUCCUCUGGCUGAACCACAACAUGAUUAAAAAUAUUGAGGGCUUACAGACUUUGAAGAAUUUAAAUGACCUCAACCUUGCAGGAAAUCUGAUAAGCAUCAUUGGUCGGUGUCUUGACAUCAAUGAAAAACUGGAGAAGCUUAACCUUUCUGGUAACCAAAUAUGUUCUUUCAAGGACCUCACUAACUUAACCAGGCUGCCUCACUUAAGGGAUUUGUGUCUGAAUGAUCCUCAGUAUAAAACCAAUCCAGUUUGUCUGCUGUGUAAUUAUUCCACACAUGUAUUGUAUCACUUGCCUUGCCUUCAAAGACUUGACACAUUUGAUGUGUCAGCCAAACAGAUCAAGGAACUGGCAGAUACCACAGCAAUGAAAAAAAUAAUGUAUUACAAUAUGCGUAUAAAAACUGUUCAGAGGCAUCUUAAUGAAGACCUUGAAAAACUGAAUGAUAGAAAAUGCAAAUUGCAGAAGUUGCCAGAAGAACGAAUAAAAUUAUUCAGCUUUGUGAAAAAAAAUUUGGAACGGGAACUGGCUGAACUCAAAGGAUCUGGCAAAGGGCACAGUGAUAGAUUCAAUAACAAUAAAUUAACUGAGGUUGAAAAGCCAAAAAAUCAUGAAACUGUCACAGAAGACCCAACUCUUCAUCAGAAGAUACUGACCAAACUAAAUGCCUUGACUGAAAGGGUAACAUUCUGGAACAAAAAACUAGAUGAAAUUGAGGCAAUUUAUCGCAUUGAAGUAAAACAAAAAAAGAAAAGUCAUGGCUUAUUGAUCCCAUUUUUGCUAAUUGAGUUGGAGACUGUGGGAAACAUCCAUUUUGAAGAAGGCACUCGAUCUGAUGACUGGUUUAAUUCCUGCUAUGAAUUAAUUCUAUCACGCUUCUGUACAUGGGACUUCAGAACUUAUGGUGUUACAGGAGUAAAAGUAAAACGUGUCAUUAAAGUUAACAACCGUAUUCUGAGACUAAAAUUUGAAGAGAAAUUUCAAAAGUUUUUGGAUCACGAAAGCAUGCAUGAUACAGAGACCUAUCGCAAGAUGCUGGAGUGCCUUUUUUAUGUUUUUGAUCCUGAAGUUAUGGUGAAGAAAAAGCAUCUGCUACAAAUUCUUGAAAAAGGAUUCAAAGAGAGUGAGACAAGCAAGCUGCCUCUCAGAAAAGAAGCUGUUAUUCUUGCUAAUAGCCUAAGUUUGUGUGAGUGUCCUCGAAUUGAGUUUCUACAGCAAAAGUACAAAGAUGAGAAGAAAAACACUCUUGAGAAUGAGCUCUUCAGACACGGCAUCCUCCUCAUUACGAAAGUUUUUCUUGGCCAGAGUGUUCAGGCUCGGGAACAAGAAGUUAUCAAUCAAGCCAACUAUCCAAUGGUUAACUCAGUGUUCGUUCCUCGGAAAUAUUUACUAAAUUCUAUUGUGGGACAAAGAAAUUGUGAUUGUGGCUUUCGGCAGUGCAAGUGGUUUGUCUUUGAUCAUGACCUUGUCUUGCCAGAAUACAUCGUUGAAUUUGAGUACAUUACAGUGGUCAAGGCUCACUCUUUAUUUUCUUCAUUCAACAAUGUUAUUCCAGAAGAAAGCAAAAAAAUUUCAGAAGGAUCAAUAUUGUCCCAAGAUUUGAAAGUUGAUGAUGAUGUUAUGAAAAUGGAACCCAAGAUUAAGCCCCAAGCAAAACUUAUUAGUUUGGAUGAUAAAACAAUACUUUCCCUUGCCAAGACUAACAUUUACAGUCAUAUUGUGAGUCUGAAUCUACAUGGAAACAGCUUGAGUAAAUUGAGAGAUCUCUCCAAAUUAACAGGACUUCGAAAACUGAAUAUUAGUUUUAAUGAAUUUACUUGUUUAGAUGAUGUAUACCACUUGUAUAACCUUGAAUAUUUGGAUGCAAGCCACAACCAUGUGAUAACUCUUGAGGGAUUUAGAGGUCUGAUGAAACUAAAGCACUUGGACUUGAGCUGGAAUCAACUAAAGAAAUCUGGGGAUGAAAUAAAUGUGUUAUGUAAACACACCACAAGCCUUCUCACUCUUAAUAUUCAACAUAAUCCAUGGCAAAAGCCAGCCACAUUGAGGCUGAGUGUCAUUGGCAGAUUAAAGACUCUUACACAUUUAGAUGGACAUCUCAUUUCUGAAGAAGAAACAACAGCAGCUAUGAAAUUUAUUACCGGAACAAAGAUUACUCAGCUAUCUAUCUUACGGCAUUCUAGUACCAAAGAGGAGAGACCACGGAUACUUAGUAUCUGGCCUUCUGCCAAAAUUCUGACACAGAUUUCAAAAUUUGGACCACAUUUACAUCUGAAUGGAAACUGGCACUUGAAGAUAACUGCCUUAAAUUUAGAUGGACAACAUCUCUUUGAAAUCACAAAUUUAGAAAAAUUGGAAAAUUUGAAAUGGGCAUCAUUCAGCAAUAAUAAUCUCACUAAAAUGGAAGGCUUGGAAUCCUGUAUCAACUUGGAAGAGCUCACAUUAGAUGGAAACUGCAUCUCAAAGAUAGAAGGCAUUUCCAAGCUAACUAAAUUAACUCGCCUCAGCAUAAAUAAUAAUCUUCUAACUGGUUUGGAAAAGCAUGUUUUUGAUAACUUGCUUCAUCUUCACUCCCUUUCUCUUGAGAACAACAGAAUCACUUCAUUGAGUGGUUUACAAAAAACUGUUAGUCUAAUUGAAUUGUACAUAAGCAAUAACUAUAUUGCUCUCAAUCAGGAGAUCUACAAUUUAAAGGGUUUAUGCAACUUGGUCAUUCUAGAUGUGUACGGAAACAUUAUUGUAUGGAAUCAAGAAAACUACCGAUUAUUUGUAAUAUUUCAUCUUCCAGAAUUAAAAGCUUUGGAUGGAAUCUCAAUUGAACCACCAGAGACUGAGAGUGCAAAAGAUUUGUUUGGUGGAAGACUUACCUCUGAUAUGAUUACAGAACGACAAGGACAUUCAAACUUUUCCCAAAUGCAGGAAUUAAAUUGGACUUCAUCAUCCAUAAGAACUGUAGAUUUGAUCCCAGUUGACCAAUUUAGAAAUGUGAGUAAUGUGAACCUACAGAACAAUAAUCUUACCUCUUUCAGUGGACUAAUCUAUCUGCCGAAUGUGAAGGUCUUAUGCCUCAACUAUAAUCAUAUUGAAUCAAUCAUGCCUAGACUAAAGCCUCAGACUCACUUAACUAAUAGACAACUACUUUACCAGAAAGUACCUUCAAGUGGUUAUGGACAACAAGGAACUUCAAAAAUAAAUAGAGAUACAAUGAGCAGUGAAAAUUUACCUCCAAUAAUGCACAGUUUAGAGGUUCUUCAUUUGGGCUACAAUGGAAUUUGUAAUUUAAUCCAGCUACAACUUAACAGACUAAGAAAUUUAAAAUUCCUCUUUCUACAGGGGAAUGAAAUCAGUCAAGUUGAAGGGCUAGACAACUUAGCAGUCCUUCAGGAAUUGGUGGUAGACCAUAACCGCAUCAGAGCAUUUAAUGACAGUGCUUUUGCCAAACCAAGUUCUCUCUUGGCACUUCAUCUGGAGGAAAAUAGACUACGAGAGCUGAGCAAAUUGCAACCUUUGGUAAAACUAGAGAAACUCUUCCUAGGAUAUAAUAAAAUCCAGGAUAUCACAGAACUGGAAAAACUUGAUGUUAUCUCUACUCUCAGGGAGCUUACAGUUUAUGGCAAUCCAAUUUGCAGAAAAAUGCUACAUCGUCAUGUGCUCAUAUUUCGACUACCUAACUUACAGAUGUUAGAUGGAAUUCCUGUGAAUUCAGAAGAUAGAGUAAAAGCUGAAUUUCACUUUUCUGAACUACAAGCAAAGAAAACUACGGCAGAGAGGAAGAGAAGGAAUGAGUUCUCACCUCAACUCUGUAUCAUACAGUUCACAUAACAAUGGAGAUAUGUGUCUCUUUUCUUGUAUGCUGGCAGAAUUACUGGGCCUUUUACCUGUGGGCCCUAAAAUGUAUUGGCUAUGGUAGGAAAGAGAGACAGAAGAAACCACAAAAACAUAUCAUUAGGAAAUUCUAUCACUGACCACCCCUUCUCUUAAUGACUUUGCCCUAAUGACUAAAUUUAACACAGAAAAUCAAUGGCUUUUGAACAAGACCAAACAUUAUUAGAGGUGAGCCUUUGUAAAAUGUGAGGAAGAAGAGACUGGAGGAGAUAGGGAAACCAGUUGAGAUUUUUAAGAAUAAUCCAAGAGAGAGAUUGCAAAGACCUGGAUGGAUGUGAAUGAAGAAUGUAAGUGAGCCUCUAUGUAAGUGAAAACCAGAGACCAAGGACAUUAAAAAGUAAAGGAACAAAGGUUAUUUUUAAAAAGGCAUCUUGCAGAGGAAAGAGAUAUUUACUAUAGAAGCCCUCCUAAUUGGCUUUCACUUAACUCACUAGAUUAAUUGAUACUUUCCAUUCCCUCUGUGAAUCAAAUGAAUUCUCAGAACACACAGAACUGUUGAUACUUGUGGGCUCCUCUCCAGUCUACUUCGCACUUCAGCAGUAGGUUGACAUACUCAUCAAGAGUUGACUGUAUUGCUUUUUUUCAAAACCUGCUAUACUAAUUCUUAUUUUCAAUAUAUGAACUUUAAGAACAAAGUUUAAAUUAUUAUUUGUUUCUAUGAAUACAAAAUUGGAUAUUUUGGAAAGUCUGGAUAAAAAGCAAGCACACAUACACUAUUAGUAUAUAAUGUCAAAUUAGGUAUGGAAGAAAAUUAUAAAAUAAAGGAGAAAAUUAUUAAAAUUUAGAGAAAAUAUAUGGGGAAAUUAUUUUUUAAAAUCUAGACAAAUUCUUAUAUUCAAAUUUUCCUCACAUAUCUUUAAAUUCUUGUUAUUUUAAAGAAACCCAAACUGGAAAUUGUAGGAAAAAUCUUAAGGGUAUGUUUUAUCCAAGAAAAAUCAGAUAAAAUACCAAUCAAAAGACCCUUGCUUACAGAAAAGAACUUGCCCCUUUGUCAGAAGAUUGGUGAAUGCAUGUAAUUUUAUGUUAUAAAUGCAUGUAAUUUUAUGUUAUAAAUUUUUAAAAAGAUAUUUGCUAUAUAUUUUUAUGACUUUCUGACUUUUUUAUUAAUCCUAACUUUUCUGAUUAAUAUUGACUUUAAUUAACAAAGGAGUUUCUAUUAUAGGUCAAAGUAUCCACAGAGACUUGUGAAACAUAAAGUUGUUUAAUGUUAAUAAAAGUUAUUAAUAUUAAUAAAAAUGAUUGUGGAUAUCUACAUUUUUUCUAAAAUAUAUGUCUUUAUCUUAGCCAUCAAUCUGUAUGAUGUUGAUAAAGAAAAGCACUACAUGUCUCAUGUAUUCAAAUUCUUGUCACAGGCCAGUCUUUCAAAAGAGAAAAAAAAGAUGAAAUAAAAUAUAGUUCAGUAAUUGAAGGUUUCUUUCCCUUUCUUGAUUUUGUAUUCCUGGAGCAAGUCACUUCUUGAAAAUUGUAUGCCUCAGGAAUUAGUUUUUUAUUCCAAAUGCAAUAAAUUAUCACAAAUUUUAUGCCUUAAAACAAUAAAAAUUUAUUAUAUUACAGUUCUGGAGAUCAGACAUCUGAUAAAAAGCAUUGGCUAGGCAGCAUUCCUUCUGGAAGUUCCAGGAGAGAACUUGUUCUUUGCUAUUACCAGUUUCCAGAGACUAUCUACAUCCCUUGGCUACUGGCCUUCUUCCAGCAAUGUAUCACUUAGACUGCAUGUUUCCAUCAUCACAUCUCCUGUCUGUCAGAUCUUUCUGUCUCCCUUCAUCUAGAUAGUCACAGUAAUCUCCCCAUGUCAAAAUCCUUAACCAUAUCACACCUGCAAAUUCCUCUGCUAUGUAAAGUAAAAUAUUCACACGUUUUGGAGAUUAGGAUAUUGAACAUCUCUGGGAAAGAGAAAUUAUUCUAUCAUACCUCAUGUAAGGGCUCCAUUGAGAAACCUAAAACUUAUCAUAUUAAAAUUUAUAGAUUCUAUUUUAAAGUAAUGUUAAAAAAUCAUUUAAAACAUAUUUAAAGAUCCCAAUUUCCCUAGGUAAUUUUUAAAAAUUGUUUUCAUAUAGCAGAAUAAAGUACAUUAACUUAAAUUUCAGUCAAUGAUGAAUAUUUCAUUGAAAAGUUUAUUUAUUGUUCAUUUUUUCUAUAUCUUACAUAGUGAACCCAGAUUUUUCCCAAUGCUCUUCUAUGAUGUAAUCUUAGUCUAUAUUCUUGCCAUUUGAAUCAGUGCUCCAUAAAAGAAUUUAACUAUCUUUCCACUUAGUUUUUCUAUAUUGUAAACAUUUUAUUUUAAAUUUUGUUUUUGGUUCAUCAAUACAUGGUUCGUAAAACAAAAGGUGUAUUUGAAGUCUUUAUUCUGGAGAUAUAUGUUUUGACUCAACAAUCACUCUCAUUUUCAUGGCUAAAACAAAAUUGAGCCAUUAUCAGUUCAGUCUAAUAUACUAAUCUUUGUGACUGCUAUUCUUGCUUUUAAACACCAGAAAAAGGAGAAAUGAACUCUAAAAGCUGUCUUUUAAACCAAAACAUUUUGAAAUUAGUUUUCUAAUUCCUAAUAGAAUGCUGUUAAAUUUUAGCAUUCUAGAUUAGUGAUAGGAAGUAACUCCCACAAAGGAAUAAGGGAAUUUGAGACUGACCAGCUUUAGUAAAAACCAUUCAUUUCAAAGCUGUCUUCUUGGUAACAAGAAAGUAUGAAGUAAAUCAGUAAUUUUACACAAAUGGCAAAGGCCUAUGUCUCUAAAUAGGUUCAAUAAUAUGUUCAGAAUUCAUAUCUUUAAAAAAAUAUAAACAAAUUCAUAGUAUUAAUGACAUCAGAGGGGUCAUAAAUUUUUAGGGACAGCAAGAGUCUCCCUCUCAAAAUAUUUUUCUUCUCCAUUUGCCGAUUCCUGAAAUUCUUUAAAAGUCUCUUAAUCCUUGAUGGUUUACAUUGUAAAUACUAUUUAAAGCUUUACCACUUUCAUUAAAAUUAUUGUAAUUUGCUUUUCUUAGUCCCUAUUUUAUUAACUUGGUUUUGAAAAACUAAGUAACUGCAAGGCACCUGAUGAGGUAAUGGGAAAAAGAAGAAACAUUACACUUACCUUAUUAAUACACUUUGAAAAGAGGAAGUGCCAUGAAGCGCACCAGCUUCUAGUGCUGAGUGCAAAAGCAGUCUGAAGAAACAGAACAUAAGGAUAAUCACCAAGAGAGCUCUGUGGAUUCUACAGGUUUUAGUUAGUACCAGUUCUGUGUUUAGGCAACCAUGUUUUCUGCUGACUAAGAAAAAUUUGAUUGUCAUGUGAGGUUUGUGAUGAAGACUAAACCUGUUGAUCUAAGAUUUGGAGGUAAGAUGUUCUUAAUUGUUUUGUUUUAUUAUGUAGUUUAUUCCUGUUACCAACUCUCCUAUGGAUGGUGGAUCAUUCUGCCCAAUGAAAGCAUCUCCCAUUAAAAUAACAAAUGUAAUUCUGCCUGGUGGAUUUAGCCAUUACUUGGGACCCGACUUCACUUUAACUCCUGAAG
Ictidomys tridecemlineatus (thirteen-lined ground squirrel) is the source of this 7734-nucleotide messenger RNA. RefSeq names its product leucine rich repeat containing 9 (gene Lrrc9). The record is from RefSeq and is a predicted model, not a curated record. NCBI's taxonomy places the organism in Eukaryota, Metazoa, Chordata, Mammalia, Rodentia, Sciuridae. Gene Ontology annotation, molecular function: protein binding.